Molecule: messenger RNA, 1061 nt
Organism: Corylus avellana
Lineage: Eukaryota; Viridiplantae; Streptophyta; Magnoliopsida; Fagales; Betulaceae
Product: pseudouridine synthase and archaeosine transglycosylase (PUA) domain-containing protein
Biological process (GO): formation of translation preinitiation complex
Molecular function (GO): RNA binding
Source: RefSeq, a predicted model, not a curated record
GCGCCCCGAGCGAACUGUUCCCGACCUUCUUUUCCAAUUCCAAGAGCUGAAACCCGAGGUUUUAGAUCGAUGCUAAACCUAAAACCCCAGUUAGAUAGGCCAACCCAUUUCCUGAAGUUCUUCUAGAUCUUUAACUCGUCGUUUCUCCGACAGAAAAAUGUUCAAAAAGUUUUCCUCUGAAGAGGUCUCUGCACAAAAUCAAGUCAAGGCAUCCGUGCAACGCAAAAUUCGACAAAGUAUUGCAGAGGAGUAUCCAGGUCUUGAACCAGUGUUGGACGAUUUGCUUCCGAAGAAGUCUCCUCUCAUUGUUGCUAAAUGUCAAAACCAUUUAAACCUGGUUCUGGUGAACAAUGUGCCACUCUUCUUCAAUGUGCGUGAUGGACCAUACAUGCCUACCCUACGACUCCUUCAUCAAUAUCCAAAUAUAAUGAAGAAGUUACAAGUUGACCGAGGUGCAAUAAAAUUUGUCCUUGCUGGUGCCAACAUAAUGUGUCCUGGUCUUACAUCUCCUGGCGGUGCUUUGGAUGAAGAUGUGGAGGCAGAAACUCCAGUGGCCAUUAUGGCAGAAGGAAAGGAGCAUGCCCUUGCAAUUGGAUUUACAAAAAUGUCAGCAAAAGACAUAAAAGCAAUCAACAAGGGUAUUGGAGUGGACAACAUGCAUUAUCUUAACGAUGGUCUUUGGAAGAUGGAGCGUCUUGAUUGAGGAUGUACUCAAUCCACUGUGGUGCUGUCCAUACAGGAUAAAGAUCUAUGCAAAAUGAAGUGUUCUGUUUUCUGGAUGUUAGUAUCCGGAUAAAGGUAUUAUAUGUAUACCAUUUCCCGUGUUGUUCCUUCUUUUUUGUUGCUGUACACAGUGAAGAAAUCAUUUUUAUCAUAUAGAUCGAUCGGUUAAUGAGUUUUGGUGCAUAUUCCAUGUAACAUUGGUGAAUUUUCUUCUGGUGGUCAUGGGAAAUACUAGAGCUGAAUUGCUUGGAGCUUGUCUCAUUCAAUUCUGAACUUUUUGUGUUUAAACCACAUAAGUUUGAAUGAUUCAAUUUGAUAUCCAUAUUUUUUCUUUUUGA